AUUGCCAGCAUGAUCGUCAAGCUGGGUCACGACAAGCAAGCUGGCGGAGGCGUCGGGGUAGCUGCCUAUGCUUGGCUUAUGACAGAGCUAAUCCAGAUUCACCCAGAUAUGUGGGACCUCUUUCUUUUCCACAUGUUUGAGACGUGUCCGUACCUCAUUCCUAUUUACCCUCUAGCCGAGGAGGGCCAGAGCGAAGAGGAGUUUGAAAAGGCCAGAGGAUUGUACAAGAAGGAGAAAGAGGAUGCUUUUUGUGGGCGGAUGGGGAAUGCUGCCCUUAUGUAUGGACUGGUUUUGUAUAGACUGAAGAAUAAGCCCGAAAGUGCUUUCCAUGCACCUGUCUUAGGAUGGGAACUUUUGGUAAAAAUGUGUUCACUGCCACCCAUAUCUGGUGUAACGGCAGCUGUCCUUAACUCCUUCCUGAGUGCAUUUGGCAUUUGUCUUCAUCAAGUAUAUGAUAAGCAGUUUACAAAAUUAAUGGUCUACAUAACCAAUGUGUACUUACCCAAAAUAGAGGCAUCAACAGGAAUGGGAGGAGCUCAGUCUCUAGAUCAGUUAAAGAAAAUGAUUGACACAUUAAAGAGAACCAGAAACUUCAGUAAAUAUGAGCAUGUGGAUAAGUUUAAAUAAAAUUGAUCUUUUCAGAACUAUUCUGCUUCAUUUUAUUUUAAACUAUACAUUCGACUCAUUUGUAAUGACAGUAGUCACCAGUGACUAAUUCUAAAAGGACUUGUGAAUGACAUAAUCACUAUUUUAUUGGUCUUUUGACUGAAACUGAACUCCCUUCACCUUUAACCUCAUGAUUUGUUAAAUGUAUUAAGCAUUUAAGAAAUAUAAUUUUAAAUGAAUAAAAAAUGUGUUCAUCCUUUGUAAAGCAUGUUAUAAUCAACAAUAGAGUGUAUAGUUCCCAUUCUUCAGAAAAGUACUAUAUUCAUCAUUGUUCAGGAGAGACAUGUAUAUUGUGCUAAUUUACAAUAAAAGAAAAUUUA
Molecule: messenger RNA, 986 nt
Organism: Penaeus indicus
Lineage: Eukaryota; Metazoa; Arthropoda; Malacostraca; Decapoda; Penaeidae
Gene: Gle1
Product: mRNA export factor GLE1-like
Exons: 1
Coding region: 10-627 (205 amino acids)
Biological process (GO): poly(A)+ mRNA export from nucleus
Cellular component (GO): nuclear pore cytoplasmic filaments; cytoplasm; nuclear pore
Molecular function (GO): inositol hexakisphosphate binding; translation initiation factor binding; phospholipid binding
Source: RefSeq, a predicted model, not a curated record